This is a messenger RNA of Mangifera indica (mango), 1345 nucleotides long. RefSeq names its product GDSL esterase/lipase At5g33370-like. The record is from RefSeq and is a predicted model, not a curated record. NCBI's taxonomy places the organism in Eukaryota, Viridiplantae, Streptophyta, Magnoliopsida, Sapindales, Anacardiaceae. Gene Ontology annotation, molecular function: hydrolase activity, acting on ester bonds. The coding region runs from base 49 to 1161 and encodes 370 amino acids. The transcript has 5 exons.
GAUUCGCACAUCAAGAUAUUUCAGUGAUAGUUAAAUUUAUUCCAUUCAAUGGAGAGCUCAUUGGUGUUCAGUGCAUGGAUAGUUCUAGGCUUUUUAAUGGCAAUGGGAACAUUAAUUUGUGUUCCUCAAGCACAGGCAGCUCGAGCUUUCUUUGUUUUCGGAGACUCCCUUGUCGACAAUGGCAACAAUAAUUACCUGGCAACAGAAGCUCGUGCUGACUCUCCACCUUACGGCAUUGACUAUCCAACUCAUCGACCCACGGGGCGUUUCUCUAAUGGCCUAAACAUUCCUGAUUUUCUCAGUAAGCAACUGGGGGCUGAACCCACAUUGCCAUACUUGAACCCGGAGCUCACUGGAAAAAAACUGCUCGUUGGUGCCAACUUUGCUUCUGCGGGAAUUGGAAUCCUCAAUGAUACCGGAAUUCAAUUUAUAAACGUAAUCAGAAUGUUCCAGCAAUUUGAGUUCUUCAAAGAAUACCAAAGACGAGUUUCAGCUCUUAUCGGACCUCAAAAGACUAAACAACUAGUUAAUGGUGCACUCGUCCUCAUCACCGUCGGUGGCAACGAUUUUGUAAACAACUAUUACUUGGUUCCUUUUUCUGCAAGAUCUCGCCAGUAUUCUCUACCAGAUUAUGUUAAGUAUUUAAUCUCCGAGUACAAAAAGCUUCUAGCGAAGUUGUAUGUACUUGGAGCACGUAGGGUUUUGGUAACAGGGACGGGGCCACUGGGCUGUGUUCCGGCGGAACUAGCCAUGCGAAGCAGACGUGGGGAGUGUGCAGCUGAAUUGCAACAGGCUGCUAUCCUGUUUAAUCCCCAACUCAGUCGAAUGCUACGAGAACUCAACACUCUCUUUCGUUCGGAUGUAUUCAUUGGUGUCAACACACAGCUGAUGCACAACAGUUUCAUUAGUAAUCCACAAGCAUAUGGAUUUAAAACAUCGAAGAUAGCAUGUUGCGGGCAGGGACCAUACAAUGGUCUGGGACUGUGCACUGUGGCAUCAAAUUUAUGCCCCAACCGAAAUGAAUACGCAUUUUGGGAUCCAUUCCACCCAUCAGAAAGGGCUAAUGGGAUCAUAGUUCAACAGUUCAUGACCAAGGGCUCGACUGAAUACAUGUAUCCCAUGAAUCUCUCAACUAUCAUGGAGUUGGAUUCCAGGAUUUGAUCACUUUUACUUUUCGCAGGAAACCAACAAGGACAUUCAGUGUGUUUCAUUUGUGCUGCAAUGUAUUGAAAUUAGAAGCGCCGUUGUCUCAAAAAAUAAUUCUCAAAAUUGCUGAAUAAUUGUAUUAAAUACGAAGACAAUCGACAAGUCAAAUCUCUUAUUCUAUUCUCUAUUCAAAUUGUUG